CAGAUGCCCACCUCCCUGCCCAGCCGGAGCGAUAAACACAAUCCGUGUGCCCCAGCGCGGAGCGAAACCGAAAGGCGGAUUGUGACAGGUUUGAGGUCACACACCGCGUGCCAGCCCGGUUGAAUAAGUCAUCAGCGGUCCGAAACGUAUCUCGUGCCUUUUUUUUACGUCUCGGUUGCAGUUAAAAAAAAUAUAUAUACUUAAACGGACGUUGUUUUUCACCUUUCAAUUUGUCGUCAAUGGUUUGGGUUUAACCGAACCCAGCCAGCUGGGCAUCAUCCUUCCGUAAUCUUCUAGCGCGUUGAAAAGUUCUGUGCAGGAGACAUCCAGCCUGCGAGGAUGCGUGCCGCCCUGCUCAUGGCCCUGGUGGCUGGAGCUUGCGCCUCUGCGCUGCCCUUCAGUCCAGAACCCGGGAGGAAGAACUGGGUUCUCAUCGUGGCCGGCUCCAGUACCUGGGACAACUACCGCCACCAGGCCGACGUCUGCCACGCCUACCAGGUCGUGCACAAGCAUGGCCUUCCCGACUCUCAGAUUGUCGUCAUGAUGUAUGACGAUCUCGCCAACAACUCCGCGAAUCCGACUCCAGGGAAGAUUAUAAACCGACCCAAUGGACCUGAUGUUUACAAGGGUGUGCCCAAGGACUACGUCGGAAAGGACGUCACGCCUGCUAACUUCCUGGCUGUGCUGCGGGGAGACCGUGACGCUGUCAGCGGAAUGGGCAGUGGCAAAGUUCUCCAGAGUGGACCGGAGGAUCACGUCUUCGUUUUUUUUACUGAUCACGGGGGUCCUGGCAUCCUGUGCUUCCCGAAUCAAGACUUGCACGUGGAGGAUUUGAACAGAACAAUCCAAGAUAUGCAUGACAACAAGCAGUUUGCCAAGAUGGUGUUUUACAUCGAGGCCUGCGAGUCUGGCUCGAUGAUGGUUAACCUGGCGAGCGACGUUAACGUAUACGCCACGACAGCGGCGGGCACAAACGAGCCGUCCUACGCCUGCUAUUACGAUAGCGAGAGGAAUACCUUCCUCGGAGACGUGUACAGCGUCAAGUGGAUGGAGGACAGCGACUCGGAAGACUUGUACAAAGAGACGAUUCACAAGCAGUUCAAGAUCGUCAAGGAGGAAACGAACACAAGCCACGUGCAACAGUACGGCGACAAGACAAUCUCGCACAUGAAGCUGGUGGAGUUCCAGGGCGACCUGGAGGCGGUGCCCCCGCCGCCGCUUGUGUUGCCGCCCGCAUCCGUGAAGGACGCCGUCCCAAGCCCCGACGUGCCGCUCGCCAUCCUGGAGCACCGGCUGAACGCGGCGCGCGACCCCGAAGUGGCAUCGCGCAUCUUCGCCGACAUCCAGACACUGCUGCAGACGCGGAAGCGCAUGGAGGAGGUGGUGAGGGGCGUAGUGGGGCUGUGCGCCGCCACUCCCGAGCAGGCCCAGCAUCUGCUCGAGUCGCGCCAGGACCUGAACGAGCACGGCUGCUACCGCAGGGCCGUGACCCACUUCAAGAGCCGCUGCUUCAACUGGAGCGACCAGAAGUACCAGUACGCUCUGCGCCACUUGUAUGUCCUGCUCAACAUGUGCGAAGAAAAGAUUCCCAUCGGAAGAAUCGAGGAAGCCAUGGACAAGAUGUGCCUUGCACUGUGAAGGGAAAAGCCAGAAGGAAAGAAGCUUGAGUUUAAAUUGCAGUGAACUUUAAGAUCAAUGAUUCAAGAAUAAUUAUUCUGGUUAACCGUUGGGAUGGGUUUCAGAUUUGUAGUUUUUUUGGAUAUCAGGUUUGUGGAUUCUUUGGCCCAAUUUUAGAUUUUAUUUCCCACUUUCAGAUUUACGAAUUUAAACGUCUUCAACCGGCCCGACUUGUUUUCACACUCAAUUGAAUUUGUUGAAUCACUUUUAAAUACGAAUCCUGUAAAAUGUUAACAUUAAGUUCCAUCGGUAAAAUGAUAAAAUUUAAUGUAAACAUUUUGAUGUCACGUGAUGGCGCUUUUGGCGGAAAAAAGCGGUAAAUUGUGGACACUUCCUGCGACGUCACAUUUACAUAUCCAGUCCCUCCUUGGCUUUUAGAUUUUUUAAAAGAUAAAAAAAUAACUGGAAACAGAACCCUACCUUAUAGUAUUUAGUCUUAUUAUAAGAUAUACCACUGCUAGCAGUAGUUUAUGUUUAACUUGCACAUAUGGCGUGAAACUUUAACGCUGACGGUUGUGCAAUACAUGAAAACCUUUACAAUGAGACAAGAAUGUGGAUAGAUCCUUUAAAAAAAGAUAACACUGAGGUUCACCAGCCAAAAAGGUCAAACAGAUGAAUAACUUUCAGCAUUCAUUCAAAAACAUGCUGCUAAAUUGCCAGGAUGGCUCUUGCUCAUACAGUAAAACACCCUGCUGAUGAGACCCAGAGAGUCGAAACCAAUCCAGGGUUUGCCUCGCUCGCACAAACGGUGCUGGGCAACACUGCCCACCAAAGCUUUUUGGUUGACAAGACGACCUGUUAUUUUAUUUUUUACGAAGAAACAUUCUGUUAUUACCCACAAUCCACAACGACAGCGUGUACUCGUGCGCGCGAGCAUUUUUAUGCCAGUGUGGUUUCCGCCUGUAUGCGGAACCGUCCCACUCGUUGCGCAUAGGUAUUCUGAAGAAACUGCUGCACGCUGACUAUUACUUGACAAUGUUAAACCAUGUUUUAACUUUCCUGUGAGCCAUGUCCGAUUCUGUUUUGUUAAUCUCUUGCCAUUUGCUUUACGAUUACUCAUUUUAAGUUUUGUGGUGUUACAAAUCAAAAUAAAUAUUUGAACUCAA
Molecule: messenger RNA, 2783 nt
Organism: Petromyzon marinus (sea lamprey)
Lineage: Eukaryota; Metazoa; Chordata; Hyperoartia; Petromyzontiformes; Petromyzontidae
Gene: LGMN
Product: legumain
Biological process (GO): vacuolar protein processing
Molecular function (GO): cysteine-type endopeptidase activity
Source: RefSeq, a predicted model, not a curated record